Messenger RNA from Dioscorea cayenensis subsp. rotundata (Guinea yam), 2093 nucleotides. RefSeq names its product mediator of RNA polymerase II transcription subunit 15a-like. The record is from RefSeq and is a predicted model, not a curated record. Gene Ontology annotation, molecular function: chromatin DNA binding; transcription coactivator activity. NCBI's taxonomy places the organism in Eukaryota, Viridiplantae, Streptophyta, Magnoliopsida, Dioscoreales, Dioscoreaceae. The coding region runs from base 67 to 1977 and encodes 636 amino acids. Gene Ontology annotation, biological process: regulation of DNA-templated transcription. The transcript has 11 exons.
UUCACUCGGUUUCUUAUUUCCCAGACGAUAUCUCUCUGAGUGUCUCACUUCGUCUUGAUCUCUCCGAUGGAGGAUUCCGGCGAAAUCAACCGCAACCACGGCGUGUUCCCCGAUUGGCGUGUUGGUUUCCAGCACGAGCUUCGUGGAAAAGCGAUCCACAAGAUCAUGGGCAACUUAAUGGAGAUCUGUAGGGUGAAUCCUAAUGUUGAUAAGCAGCAAAUUCUUAUGGGAGCACAAUAUUUUGAGGCAAAGGCUUACCAUCAAGCAACCAGUAAGGAUGAUUACUCGCGGAAGAUUUACCUAAUAUUGCUCUCAUGUAAACGACAUAAGAAAGACAAUAUCCCAGUGGAUCCUCUGAAGUCAAAUUUCUCUAGUCGGAGUCAUCUUUCCUAUGAUGCUGCAUGCUUAUAUCAGUCAGCACAACCACCAACUAAAGCUCAGCAACCACCUCAGCCACAAAUGCAUCAACAAAGAUUUCAAUCUCCUGAGGCUUUGCCUCCCUUUGCCGGUGCAGUCGAACAGAAGAGGAAACACACAUGCUUGCUUGGGGGUUCAUCAACUUCAGCGACCUUGUUGACAGUUCAAGAUGAUGCGUUUGACUUGAUAGAGGAGAUUCAUCAGAAGAUAAAGAAGAUGAAGGGAAUUUACUAUAGAGAUCUUCUUGAAAACCUCCGGAAGAUAGUUAUCAAACUGAACCAGCUUGAUGCUCUCCCAUCUCAUCAAAAGCAGCCUGACGAGCGCAGAAGACUGAUAGAGUGUAGAGAUUUUGUGCAGCAAGCAUUAUCCUACCUGGGUAUAGGUAAGGAGAAAAUUCAGGCUCAGCUCAUGGGAAGACUAAUUGUAAUGGAACGGAAGAUAAGAGCUUAUCUGGAGUUGCAGCCGCACAAAAGCGAAACUCCUUUACAGACUCUGGGGCAGAAAGAAUCCCGACAUCCAGGUGGAAAUGUUGAAUUGGCUAGACAGCAUCCACCCUGUGGAGCUUCCAUGUUGCGGAAUAUUGACAAUCACGCAAACCAAGGGCGACAAAUGAAGUCUCCUUCAAUUCCAUCAGUGUCAGUACAGGGCCGUGAGCAACAACAACUUUCUGAAAUGCUUUCGCCAUCAGACGCAGGGGAUAAUGGGCAGCAACAAAUGACUCGUGCGUCAGUACAUCCUGAAGUACAUGCUCCUGGAACAUCUGCCAUGUCAGCCUCAUCCAUGACAGUCAAAGAUGCUGGUUCAGAUAGUGAUCAAGUCAAGGAGACAACUGAGAAGUCAUGCAAAGGGAAGCGUCCAAUAGAGCUCAUAAUCAAUGCGGUACAAUCAGGAACACCUGAAGUGCUUGACUCCUCAACCAAAGAUAUUGCAUCCGUGGUUGAUUUGGAUAUUCUGUCAAGUUCAGCGCGAAGUAGCAGAAAGAAAAUCAGGCUUGACACUAGCAACAUGCAUGUACCAUUAACCUGUGGGCAUGAGGUAGAGUUUGCUGCACCAUCUACUGGCCAAUGCCAAGCCAAUCUGGUUACUUCUCUUGUACAAAACGAGAUAAAGGAGAUAAAUAUGCGACUAAUUGAUACCGUGGUCAGUGUAAAUGAGGAGGAAGUUGAUCGCAGCGCUGCUCAGGCUGUAGAGGGCAUGAUUGUUUCUUUCGCUUUUAUUGCUGUGUCUAUCAGUCCAAAUUUGAUUUCAAAAUUGGAUUUACAACGCAUGACUCCAAUCAUGUCUCUGAGACUCCUUGUUCCUCUUGACUACCCCAAAAGUUCUCCUGUACUCCUGGACAAACUACCGGAUGAACAGAGCAUGGAAUCUGGUGAUCUGCCUUCCAAGGCCAUGUCAAAGUUCAACAAAUCUCUCCAGUUGGUUUCUCAGCCCAUAUCACUUGGUACAAUGGCAAAGCUGUGGGAUGCUUCAAUCAGGGAAAUUAUGCUUGAAUAUGCUCACCAGUAUGGUGGAGGUACCUUCAGUUCAAGGGUUGCUUGUUGGCAGACUUGUGUGCAUUAGUCUUGGCUCUCAAUUUCAUACAAUUCUACUCUAUACAAACCCCUCUUGUAGUGUUGUAAUUAGAGUUUGUAAUGUCUCAGCUAGAUAUUUGUUAAAAAAAUAAUUAAAAAAAACCA